Messenger RNA from Dunckerocampus dactyliophorus (ringed pipefish), 1355 nucleotides. RefSeq names its product gastrula zinc finger protein XlCGF8.2DB-like. The transcript has 2 exons. Lineage: Eukaryota; Metazoa; Chordata; Actinopteri; Syngnathiformes; Syngnathidae. Bases 173 to 1192 code for a protein of 339 amino acids. The record is from RefSeq and is a predicted model, not a curated record. Gene Ontology annotation, biological process: regulation of transcription by RNA polymerase II. Gene Ontology annotation, molecular function: RNA polymerase II cis-regulatory region sequence-specific DNA binding; DNA-binding transcription factor activity.
CGUUACCGGAAGUGUGAAACAAGGAAAGGAAAAAGGUCAGCAGUUGACAGGAUAGCUUAGCUUGCUGGCUGCUAACAAAGAGACGCGGGAGUGAUCAACACAUCGCUAAGCAGAGAUCAAGUACUUGACUGAAGAAGAUCUUCCCCAUGAGCAACAGGAGUGGAGCUCCAGGAUGGAGCAGGAGCAGCCCCAGCUCCCUCUCAUUAAAAAGGAAGAGGAAGAGACACAGCCCAUACACAUUAAAGAGGACAAGGAGCCCCAGGCCCCCUGCAUUAAAGAGGAAGACGAGGAGCACAGCAUCAGCCAAGAUGGGGAAGAUCUUGAAGGACAGGAGGAGUUCCCAGUGAUUCAUGUUGUUGUGAAGAGUGAAGAUGAUGAAGACAAAGGUGAAAGUGAGGAGAAGAGAGAGGUGGAGCCUCCAAGCAGCAGCUCAACUCAACACAUGACAACAGAAGCUGAUGGAGACCACUGUGGAGGAUCACAAGCAGACAACCUCUUAGCUCCACUAUCAGAUAGUGACAACACAACGUCACACUCUCCUGACACUGAUGAUGAAGACUCUAAAGCUGAUAUGACAUGUCACACUGACAACACACACUUUAAAUGCUCUCACUGUGACAAAACCUUUAAUGACCGUAGUAAUAUGAAAAGACACAUGAGAAAUCACUCAGGUGAGAAACCAUUUAUGUGCUCAGUUUGUGGUAAACGAUUCUCUCAAAAGGCACAUUUGACAGCACACACAAGAAUACACACUGGAGAGAAACCUUUUUCCUGUUCAGUGUGUGGUAUAGGUUUUGUACGAAAUCAAGAUUUGAAAAUACACAUGAUAAUACACACUGGAGAGAAACCUUUUUCCUGUUCAAUCUGUGGCGUAGGUUUCGUAAGGAGUCAAUAUUUGAAAAGACACACAAGAAUACACACUGGGGAAAAACCUUUUACCUGUUCAGUGUGUGGUAUAAGUUUUAUACGAAAUCAGUGUUUGAAAAAACACAUGAGAAGACACACUGGAGAAAAACCACAUUCCUGUUCAAUCUGCAAUAAAAGCUUUUGUGACCGAACAACACUUCUAGCACACAUGAGAAGACACACUGGAGAGAAAGUGUUUAGUUGCAGUGUGUGUGGUGAAAGAUUCUCUUAUAAGUACCAGCUUAACAAUCACAAGUGUGCUGGUGAGAACAGCCGCAGUAAAUGAAGCUGCAGGACUUAUAAAUACACUACUGUAAUAAUCGAGACUUUGAUAACUUUGUCUUUCUAACAACAUCACCACAAAUGACGUGUGUGACAUCAUUGUGUGUAACACCAUCUUGUCAAUAUGUCUCUCCAAUAAAAAUAGAAAAAAAGUCUGUGACAGAAUG